Clunio marinus is the source of this 1186-nucleotide messenger RNA. Lineage: Eukaryota; Metazoa; Arthropoda; Insecta; Diptera; Chironomidae. The record is from the annotation of a GenBank genome assembly.
AUGCUAAUUAAUUCGAGACGCAGUGUCAAAGCAUUUAAAAAUGGAAUCGAGGAAGUUUAUCGUUUUAUCAACACGAUUAAUUUAAGUCAGAGAUCACUAGGAAUUUAUUCAUACAUCCUUGGCACAGUCAGUGGCAUCUUGAUAACAAUCCUUGUAUUUAAAUAUUUACAAUAUGAAGAGCUACUGCAGCAAACGACGCGACCGAUCUUUGACAUUUCGCAUGAGCCAACAAUUGUUUCUUCAAUUGAUCUUUAUGAUGAAGUGAAGGUUCUCUGUUGGGUUUUAACUCAUCCGCCAAAUCAUAACACAAAAGCUUAUGCUGUGAGAGACACUUGGGGAAAGCGAUGUAACAAGAUUGUCUUUAUUUCAACGAUGGAUGAUGAUAAUCUCGAUGUCCUAUUAGUCAACGUCACUGAAGAUCGAAAUAAUUUGUGGGGAAAAACGAAGCAGGGAUUGCAGCAAGUCUAUGAAAAUUAUGGAAAUGAUUACGAUUGGUUUCUUAAAGCCGAUGAUGACACUUGGAUCUUUAUGGAAAACUUACGUUUUUUUCUGUACUCGUAUUCGCCUGAAAUGCCAAUUUAUUUUGGUUGUAAACUUAAACCAUACGUAGAUCAAGGCUACAUGAGUGGAUCGGGUUAUGUGUUAAGUCGCGAAGCUGUCAGACGAUUUAAUGAAGAUGCGUUACCUGACGAUUAUAAGUGCUGGAAUGGAACUGAGGGAAAUGAAGAUGUUGAGAUAGGGAAGUGUUUGGCAAAUGUGGGAGUAUUAGCAGGUGAUUCCAGAGAUGACCUUAAUAGGUCACGGUUUCUUCCAUUCCCUCCCGAAGGCUUGCUGAGAGAUUUAUACGGCGAGACUUGGUUGGACAACGCUACUUUCUAUGAAAUCAAGAAGGGAAUCGAAUGUUGUUCAUCGAAUGUCAUAUCAUUUCAUUACAUUACGCACAAUCAAAUGUACGUGUUUGAUUUUUUUCUAUACCAUGCGAAGUUGUCAACAAAUCAUGAUAAAUUACCAAGAAAGGUCAGCUUUGAAGAAGUUGAGAUGAACUUAAAUGCCGCAAGUGCUUCAAAUAGCGUUGCUAAUGAAUCGACAGUUUCGACUACUGAAUCAGUGAUUAUUUAAAUUUUAAGGAAGUUGCGAAGUGAUAAACAUUUUUAGAUAUAGAAUGAAACCAAAUUAUAAGAUGAGU